AUGGCAAACAUUCUUUUUGAUGACCUUACCAAGAUACUAUGCGACCGUGAUAUCCCCUUUGAUCGCGAUGCCAUCAGAUCUGCGUUAAACGAUCCGGAAAGCCAGACCGCUAUUCGAGAAUGGAUGGAGGAAUAUCUGGCGCCGGAAACUCUACUGACGAAAGAUGAAGCUGCUUUAUAUGCCACCCUCUCGAAAUCAGGAGAAGCGGAGAGACUUGCGGCACAAGAUCUCUCCUCAAUCCAAGGCCUCAACGAUACAGAAAUCCAGGAUGCUAUUGAAGAGCUGAAACGAUCAACCGCAGCUAUCGAGAAGCAAAGCGAGGCUUUGAAGUCCCAGCAGAAUGCUAUGAGUGCUCUGGUUAAGAAUGAAAAGCGUACAAGACAGUCCCGGACUCAGACAAGCAAUUCACAGUUGAAAAAAUGGAAUGCGCAGAAGGGACAUGUCAGCAAGGCAAUCGAAGAAUUAUCUCAAAGUCUGGCAUAUCAAUCUGCCGACCUUGAACAACAACGUAAGGCUUCGGAGGCAAGUGUCAAACAGACUGUGGAUGACAUUCUACGAUCCGAUGACAAACUUCUUGCCAGUUUACAAAAGCUGGCUAGCGAUCUUGAUCCUAUCCAAUCUGACAAUGAUAUGGCGAUAUCACGGAUCAAGGAUCUCUGUGCCAGACUCAUCAAACACACCGUUGAAGGCAUAAGAACCAAACUGGACCGAAUCUACCUACAUGCUUUACAAAACUCUGCAACGAGCCAAGAGCCAGACAGUCAAGAGACAACUGACCUACAGGAAGAAUUGGAAUCCCUUUACUCGGAAAUUCUUCCAGUUGCCCAAAUGUCCGCCGAGCAACAGUUUCUGCAGCCGGCACUCAAGGCCAUUGCAGCGACUGAUGGUCAAGGGCAGGAACGAGCAGCCAUAGCCGUUAAAUAUAUACACGAUUGCGUACUAUUUCUUGUAAACCGCAUAGAAACCUUCCUAGAACGAGCUGAAGAAAGCCAAUGUCACAAAAUGGCCAUACAAUGCGUCCUAGAUGCCGCCAAAAAAGAACUCUCCCGCGUCGAAGACAGCCCAGCGACCAGCAGUCCCAACACCCAGCGAAGACGAACUUCAUCUGCCGCUCGCUCACCAGUACGGACGCGGAACAAUACUCGGCGAAGGUCUUCCGUCCUCGAAAAUGACGAUGUAGAGCCUGAGCAACAAAUCGCCCGGAACCUUGGAAUCACGCUGCCGCCCGUAGGAGUAUCAGAGCAAGCUCGCGCCAACGCACUAGAGAAGAGCUUGUCUGAGCGUUUAACGAAGUUAGAGAUCCAUUCUACGAGUCUGCAAUCUACGACCGAAUCUUCUAUUUCUGCGCACUUCUUAGAUGCAAAUCUGACGUUGCAGCUGCUGCAGGAUUCUCUGUUGGCUGAGUCACUGUAUAGUAAAGUAAGAUUGCUGGAUCCGGAUAUUGAGGCUUCUGUUACUAUGUUUGAGCAGGAGAUUGAGAGUUUGCAGGGAGGUUUGGAGGGGAUUGAUCUGAGUGCUUUGCAGGAGAGGAAUGUGAAGAGGGAGCAACUUGUUGAGAGGUGGUCACGUUGA
Messenger RNA from Lachnellula hyalina, 1572 nucleotides. RefSeq lists its product as uncharacterized. The record is from RefSeq and is a predicted model, not a curated record. The transcript is spliced from 5 exons. NCBI's taxonomy places the organism in Eukaryota, Fungi, Ascomycota, Leotiomycetes, Helotiales, Lachnaceae. The coding region runs from base 1 to 1572 and encodes 523 amino acids.